Messenger RNA from Chrysochloris asiatica (Cape golden mole), 1193 nucleotides. RefSeq names its product ring finger protein 41 (gene RNF41). The transcript is spliced from 7 exons. Gene Ontology annotation, molecular function: ubiquitin protein ligase activity; zinc ion binding. Gene Ontology annotation, biological process: protein K63-linked ubiquitination; regulation of canonical NF-kappaB signal transduction; tumor necrosis factor-mediated signaling pathway. NCBI's taxonomy places the organism in Eukaryota, Metazoa, Chordata, Mammalia, Afrosoricida, Chrysochloridae. Gene Ontology annotation, cellular component: plasma membrane signaling receptor complex. The record is from RefSeq and is a predicted model, not a curated record. Bases 240 to 1193 code for a protein of 317 amino acids.
GCAAAGGAUCUGUCUCAGAAGGAGAAGAGUGAGUGCUCCUGAUUGUGACAUCAACUUCAUUCCCUUGACAAUGGAACUUGUCACUAGGGAGGAAGACUCAUUCAGAAAAUAGCCAACAAGAUGGGCUACUGGAAGCGUCUCCUGAGUGGAACUGAGUGGAGGCAACAGGGGGUUGGAGCCUUGUGAACAGGGAACCUGCCCCCCAACUCUUGGAAGGAACUGGGUUUCAGUGAUGAGACAUGGGGUAUGAUGUAACCCGAUUCCAGGGGGAUGUUGAUGAAGACCUUAUCUGCCCUAUUUGCAGUGGAGUCUUGGAGGAGCCAGUACAGGCACCUCAUUGUGAACAUGCUUUCUGCAAUGCCUGUAUCACCCAGUGGUUCUCUCAGCAGCAGACAUGUCCGGUGGACCGUAGUGUCGUGACGGUCGCCCACCUGCGUCCAGUACCUCGGAUCAUGCGGAACAUGUUGUCAAAGCUGCAGAUUGCCUGUGACAACGCUGUGUUUGGUUGCAGUGCUGUUGUCCGGCUUGACAACCUCAUGUCUCACCUCAGUGACUGUGAGCACAACCCGAAGAGGCCUGUGACCUGUGAACAGGGCUGUGGCCUGGAGAUGCCCAAAGAUGAGCUGCCAAACCACAACUGCAUUAAGCACCUGCGCUCAGUGGUCCAGCAGCAGCAGACACGUAUCGCAGAGCUGGAGAAGACGUCAGCUGAACACAAACACCAGCUGGCAGAGCAGAAGCGAGACAUCCAACUGCUCAAGGCAUACAUGCGAGCAAUCCGCAGUGUCAACCCCAACCUUCAGAACCUGGAGGAGACAAUUGAAUACAACGAGAUUCUAGAGUGGGUGAACUCCCUGCAGCCAGCAAGAGUGACCCGCUGGGGAGGAAUGAUCUCCACCCCAGAUGCUGUGCUCCAGGCUGUCAUCAAGCGCUCCCUGGUGGAGAGUGGCUGCCCUGCCUCGAUUGUCAACGAGCUGAUCGAAAAUGCCCACGAGCGAAGCUGGCCCCAGGGUCUGGCCACACUAGAGACAAGGCAGAUGAACCGGCGCUACUAUGAGAACUACGUGGCCAAGCGCAUCCCUGGCAAGCAGGCUGUUGUUGUGAUGGCCUGUGAGAACCAGCAUAUGGGUGAUGACAUGGUGCAGGAGCCAGGACUUGUCAUGAUAUUUGCGCAUGGCGUGGAGGAGAUCUAA